Molecule: messenger RNA, 4152 nt
Organism: Leguminivora glycinivorella
Lineage: Eukaryota; Metazoa; Arthropoda; Insecta; Lepidoptera; Tortricidae
Gene: alpha-Man-Ia
Product: mannosyl-oligosaccharide alpha-1,2-mannosidase IA
Exons: 10
Coding region: 194-2194 (666 amino acids)
Biological process (GO): carbohydrate metabolic process; N-glycan processing
Cellular component (GO): endoplasmic reticulum; Golgi membrane
Molecular function (GO): mannosyl-oligosaccharide 1,2-alpha-mannosidase activity; calcium ion binding
Source: RefSeq, a predicted model, not a curated record
CGCUUUACAACGGCAAGAGCUCUGUCAAACACAGUGUACGGUAUUCCGUAGCUGGAAAAGCUCGCUGUGUUCCUUCAACUCUGUUGGCAGCUUGGCAGAUGUUUAAUGGCGACCGCUAGUGACGGGUCGCCUGUAUGACCUGUCAUCCACGAACUAUUUACCGUAGAACCUUAGGAUAUUUGUUUACGUAAAUAUGACGGGCAUAUUACCAUCGUACCAACGCUUUGUUAACGGAGUUCCAGUGCCGUCCAUAUCUCGGCGUUCGUUCCGCCUUCGGGAGAAAUAUUUGAUUGUUUCUGUACUUUUGACAUUCGGAAUCGUGUGGCUAGGAGCGCUGUUCUAUUUGCCGGAGUUCAAAAGUUCCACGAGUGUGAACGAUAGUGUGUAUAAUGUGUACAAACGUAUUCAGAAAGCGGGGCCGGAGCUGCUGAUGCCGCCUCCUCUGGCGCAGAAUGAGUUGGGAGACUUUCCUGCGGGUGCUCAUCACGGGGAGUCGCUGGACGGGGAGGAUCCUCACGUAGCCGAGGACAGGAACCGUCUGCGAGCCAAGAUAGAGGAGGACAUGGGCAUGAAAGUGCUGGAGAGGCCACAAUUUGAGGCAGUGCCGUCGGCCUCCUCAUCUAAAGGCACAAGUAAGAGGCCUGUGGAUGCUCUCGAGGAGCCCGCGGCAGGAAAUAAUGCUGCAAGCAAAAGUGUGUCCCCGUCGGAGCCUAAAUUGGAGGGCUCUGAGAACCAGUAUGCAGUAGUGGCACUGAGCUCAAACGCUGAUCCGGACGUCAAGCAUAAACUAGGAGUUGUCAAAGAGAUGAUGCGACACGCAUGGAAUAACUACAAGCUGUACGCGUGGGGCAAGAACGAGCUGAAGCCUAUCUCCAAACGGGCCCAUCUCUCCAGCGUGUUCGGAAACGGCGAGCUAGGCGCCACCAUCGUCGACGGACUCGACACGCUGUACCUCAUGGGACUGCGGGAUGAAUUCCGGGAGGGCCGUGAGUGGGUAGCGGAACAUCUACAUAUCGGAGAACUCGAUUCCGAGCUCUCAGUGUUCGAGACCAACAUCCGGUUCGUCGGCGGUCUGCUGUCCUGCUACUCAUUGACUGGCGACAGCAUCUUCAAGGACAAGGCUGUGGAAGUGGCCGACGCGUUGUUGCCAGCUUUCGAGACCCCCACCGGCCUGCCGUAUGCUCUCAUCAACCCGUCUACUAAGGCGAGCCGGCAGUACCACUGGGCGGGACCAAACAGCAUCCUAUCCGAGAUCGGCACCCUCGAUCUGGAGUUCAAGUAUUUGAGCGACAUCACGGGAAAAGAUGUGUACAGAAAGAAGGUGGAGCGUAUCAGGGAUGCGCUGAACAACAUCGAGAAGCCGAGCGGACUGUACCCGAACUUCAUCAACCCGCGCACCGGCCAGUGGGGACAGAGACACAUGUCUCUCGGAGCGCUGGGCGAUUCUUUCUACGAGUACCUCCUGAAGGCGUGGCUGAUGUCCGGACAGACUGACGAGCAGGCGCGAGCCAUGUUCGACGAAGCCAUGCCAGCCGCCUUGGACAAGAUGCUGAGGGUCUCGCCUUCGGGGCUCUCGUAUCUGGCUGAGAUGAAGUAUGGAAGAAUCUUGGAGGAGAAGAUGGACCAUUUAUCGUGCUUUGCAGGUGGCAUGUUCGGGCUGGCUUCCACGACGUUGGAGAACACGUUAUCAGAGCGGUACAUGGACGUGGCCAAGAAGCUGACUCACACCUGCCACGAGAGCUACGCGCGUUCCGAAACCAAACUCGGACCGGAGGCAUUCAGAUUUUCAGGCGCAGUCGAAGCGAGAGCGCAGAAGAGCAACGAGAAAGUUUACCUUCUACGACCAGAAACCUUUGAGAGUUACUUCAUUAUGUGGCGCCUCACCAAGGACCAGAAGUACCGCGACUGGGGCUGGGAGGCUGUGCAGGCACUGGAGAAGCACUGCCGCGUAGAAGGCGGGUACACGGGGCUCGUGAACGUGUACCACAACAAGCCGCAGGGCGACGACGUGCAGCAGAGCUUCUUCCUAGCCGAGACACUCAAGUACCUGUACCUGCUGUUCGCGGACGACUCGCUCUUGCCACUAGACGAGUGGGUGUUCAACACCGAAGCCCAUCCUCUACCCGUCAGGAACAAGAACCCGCUGUAUCGACCCGCGCUCACCGGGGAACUCAGCGACGACAACCAGGUCUAAAACUUAUGGAGCUGCCCACGGUAACAUACUUACGUUCCACCAAGUCUAAAACUUACGGAGCUACCCUUCGGUAACAUAGCAACGUUCGACCAAGUUUAAAACUUACGGAGCUACCCUUCGGUAAUAUACCAACGUUCGACCGUGUCUUGAACUUACUGGGUUAGACCGACCUGAGAUCGUUCCGUCUAGUCUAAAACUUAUGGAGCUACCCUCCAGUGACAUAUAGUCAGCGAUAAUAACAUCGUACAAAAAGAAGGCUGCAUAAAUAUCAGACACACUUUUAUGACUAACAAUAAGAUUGUGUCACAUAUUUUUGCGAUCUUCUUUUUAUACGAUAUUAUUGGUCUUCGACCUGUGGGCAAAAAAAACACAAAUGAGUGCCACAAAUGUAUAAAGCCUGAACAGAAAUAUAUGACUUGACAGGAGGGCACUGUUAUUCUGAUGUAUGGGGUGACAGUUCAGUUUAGUAUGAAGAAAAUAGUUCUAAUGAAAUUCCGCAACAUGGCGCGUAUAUAUUUCUGGUAAGGCUUUACAAGGCCUACAGGCAGUCGUCAAAAUACUACGUUUGGUCACACAGGGGGAGGGCGGGUCUAAUCUCUUGUCACGUAACCUGUGGAAUAUUGGCCCAGCCGUGGCCAGCUGUGGGACGCAUAUCUUGGCAUAUACUACGCUUGGUCACGUAGUUUGGGUAUGUUCCCUCACUGUCUAAACGAAGAUUCAAACGACGAAUUUUUUUAAUCGAAGGGCACGAAUUUUUAAUAUGUUGUCUUAAAAUUCUUAAAGUCGUGUUGAUGUACCAAUAUGAUGUGACCAAAAGAUUUACUCUUUUAGAAAACGUUAUAGGUAAUUUUACUAGGCGUUACUGAUUAAAAUCAGUGACUUAGUAUACUCUGGCAAGCCAAUUUUGUCAUUAGUAAAGGCGUAUACUCAAAAUCCUUGGCACUUACAAUUUUCAAAUUUGCCGGCGUUUCCUACUGACACUUAGAUUGCUAGAGUAUAGAUACCAUUUUAUUAUGAUGGAAAGUGUGAGUUUGGUUAAUUUAUAUUUGAAAUAUCUAUCCUUUUUGUUUCUUCUCAAUUUCAAUGCUGAGAUGAACUCAAGUUUUAACUAAAAAGUUUAGUCAAAACUGAAGUACAUCUUGGCCAACUAGCGCAUUGACUUUAUAGAGACAAAUUGACACGAUAUACGAUAUAUUUUCAUAGAGAAUUGUUGUUCAAACAGACAAUUCAUCAUGUAAAGAUUCGGGAUACUUACAUUGGCCCGAUUCUAAAGUAAGGACGCAAAGCACUAAGGAUUUCGUACAUUGACCCGCAUGUUCCUAUCUCUUUCCAACGCGCAUAUUUUAUAUAGGAGUCAUGCUCAUACAGUCACCCGAGGGUCAAUGUCACUAAAGAUGAGCAGAACAGCAAUACAUUAUAUAUGAUAGUGCGAUAGAGAUACUCUUUGUACGAAAUUCUAUGAGCGUGGCGUUCGUACUUUAUUCACAAUUUUAUUUGUCUAUGUUCAGCUAAGUGAUGUUUAUGGAUCUUAUUGUCUGAAUUGUGAGAACUCGUAGCUUAUUAAUUUUAUUACUUUACAACCAUGGCCAGUUAUAGUGAGUAUUAUUGGCCAUUAAUUUAGUUCAAUUUCCAUAUAUUAUCACUGUUUUAUAUACUUUCGUGGGUACGUUUUCUUCCCGUAGUACCCGUGGUUAAAGAGAAUGUACAAAUGUAUUAUUAUAUUGAAAUAUUCCUCAAUUUCAAAUAGAUAUCGCAAUUUUGGAAAGAGUCCAGUUUUUGAAAUCAAAUAGGCCGAAUUUAGUGUUUCUAUGUGGACCUGAUUUUGUGAUGCGUUACACAGAACACCCCACUAGAAGCCUAAUGCAAGCGAUAUUGUUCGAGACGCAAAUCACCAAUCCUUGCGGGGUGAGGCGGGCGCGCACGGUGCUGCCAUUGGUCGUUUCAAAUAAUGGCGCGCC